UCCACGCUGCUUCCGGUGUGCGGAUUGCCGACACCUGAGGCCGGAGCGGAGCGGAGGGGGUGUGGGCAUGUUUGAGGAGCAGGACUGGAACGAUGACGCGGAGGCCAGGACCCUGACUGACGCCGUCUUUCCCAAGCAGGCGUCCUUGCACUGCCUCAGUAACUGGAACACCCAGAGCAAGAGGAAGAAGCAGAAGCUUCUGGAAACGCUGAAGAUGCUGAGGGCAGCGGGGGCACCUGAGGGGAGCCCGGCAGACGCAGAGGCCGACCUCGAGCACGGCACAGCAAGGAAAACCGGGGGCAGGAAGAGGAAUCGCAGCAACCGAGGAAAGGAGGGCAGAGGCGGAGAGUCCGGGUGGUCAGGCGAGCCGCGCGCGCGGGGGCCGGAGACUGGGCUGGAAGAGCCGGCCAAACCAGGGCCAGAGGAGGAGGAGCGGAGACGGGCAGCCGGCGGGGAUGGGCUGGGGGGUGCCCGGGUGGGUGAAGCCUCCCGCAGCCUGGCAGGAAGCACGGGAGCAGGAACGCUCACCCGGAAACAGUGGAGGAACAGGAGGAAAAACAAACAGAGGAACAAGAACAAGUUCCGCCCGGUGGACGUGCGCCCGGCCCAGGGGGAGUGCGACAGCACAGACACAGUACAAGAGGGGGGCAGUGUUGCUGUCAUCCCCAGAUCCCCAGGGAAGGAGACUCGGCGGAAGGGGCCGGCGGAAGAGGCGGUGGGUGUGGAGGAGCCUGCCGUGCUCUCCACGCUGCCCCAGUCCUCAGACCGCUCCACCGCGCUCCGGACCAAGAUGCAGGAACGGCUGAAGUCCGCGCGCUUCCGCUUCAUCAACGAGCAGCUGUACACGUCGAGCAGUGCGGCGGCCAGGAAGCUGUUCGCACAGGACGCCAGCGCCUUCCGGCUGUACCAUCAGGGCUUCAAUGCACAGCUGCAGCACUGGCCCCAGAACCCCGUGGACUGCAUCAUCCGAUACCUCCGUAACAGGCCGCGCUCUGCUGUUGUAGCUGACUUCGGCUGUGGAGACUGUAAGAUCGCUCGGAGUGUGGGCAACAAGGUGCACUCGUUUGACCUGGUGGCAUUGAGUGAGCAUGUGACCGUGUGUGACAUGGCGAAGGUUCCUCUCUCUGAUGAAUCAGUUGACAUUGUGGUCUUCUGUCUCUCACUGAUGGGCACCAACCUUGUGGAUUUUCUGAUGGAAGCCAACCGUGUCCUCAGAGUUGGGGGAAUUUUGAAGAUCGCUGAAGUGGCCAGCAGGUUUGAAGAUGUUCGGCGUUUCAUCGGCAUCCUGGGAGCCCUUGGAUUUAAGCUGCUUUCAAAGGACACAGAGAACGGCUACUUCUACAUGUUUGAUUUUGGGAAGACUGGGUUGCCCAGGGAGAGGAGUAAACUCCCUCAGCUGGAGCUGAAGCCUUGCCUGUACAAAAAGCGUUGACCUAUGUGAAUGAGCCAAGGACCAUCAGAGGCAGGAGUUCCAAACUGGGGCUAAUUCUCAGAGCGGCUGAGAGAGAGUGAGGGUCUUGUCGUGAACUCAGGUCACGUGAAAACCAGACUGGAAAAUGAAAUCUCAUCUGAGAUGCUUUGUGCCCUGUGACUCUCUUAUGUUCUGCCUGAUGGAGGAGUUCAGUCAGUGUGUGAGGCUGUGACAGGGGACUCACUCACGGUUAGUCAGUGAUGAGGCUGUGAUAGGGGACUCCUCACUCAGUGAAUCCCUGCAGUCACGAACGAUUAUGACACUUUGUAUUCUUCAUGUCCCCAGUGGUUGAAGAGAUGCGUUUGAUCCCUUUCCAACUCCACACACGUGAGUCCGCAGGAUGAACCCCAACACGGGCUCUGGACUGGCACUGAUGUGCCUCUCUCUCUCCAGGACACCAUCUGUGAGUGGUUCCCAGCACAAAUUCCUGUUGAUUUUGUUUGACAAUCACGGUCUUGGUGGUGGCUAAAACUGAAUGACAAACAGCUAAUGCAGGAGAUGUAGGAGGACAUCAUUGGCCCUCCGACUUGUGUCCGUCUGGUGCAGGGGAGGGGACAAGAGUUCCAACCACCGCAUGUUUCAGCGCUGUACUGCAGUACACUGCAGGAAUGACAUUCCUUUGGAACUUACAGUGAAAGUUAUUCGUUUUCCAGGACCAGGGCACCCCUGGCGGGGCACCACUGGCAGAACAACACCCAUCCCUGAUUGCCCUUGGCAAGGUCCUUUGAGCAGCUGCAGUCCGUGUGGUGAAGGUGCUGUCACGGCACUAUUGGGGGAGGGAGUUCCAGCAUUUAAAUCCAGUGAAAUAUUUCCAAGACAGUGUUGUGUGGUUUGUAGUGCUCCAAGAAUGGAAUUGUGGAUGGAAUGUUUGCAGUCUUGGGGCUAAGGGCAUAGAGUGGUGGAAGGGCAUUGACUGGGUUGCUCCACAGAGAGUCAGCAGGGGCUGGAAGGGCCAAAUAUCCCCUGUGCCAUAAUGACUGUGAUCCUGAGAAUGUGAAGCAGACCAGUUACUCAGUCUGUGAGAUCACUGAACUCCUUGUGUGGACAGUUCCCAGAGGAACAUGUGAGUACAGCGGCUAGAGAGGGAGGAGGUCUCUCUGCCUUCUGCCUCCCUGGAAUUGGUCUCUGUUUUGUUUCUGAAAGUGGAGAUGGCUGGGAACCAGAGACUUCUCCAUCCUGAGGUGUGCCCCUCAAGUCAUUCAUGUGUUCUCUCCCCCCCAAAAAAAUCAGCUGUUUCCAUCUCUCUGCAACUCCAUUGUCUUCAACCAGUGAUCCAAACGAACCUUGGUAAAACCUCACCUGCUGCUGCCCAGAGGAGGCCAUUUGGCCCACUCUGCCUCUGCUGCUUCUUGGAGAGACACUCAAUGAUUCCCCCUUCCCCAUUGCCCUGCACAAUUUCUCCUUGUCUGGUAUUAAUCUCCUUGGCAGGUUCCUGUUGAAUCUGCUACCUCUGCCUUUCAGGUACCGAGCCCAGAACACAGCAAUGCUGCAGAAACAAAAGUACUCCCUAUGCCAGCUCUGCGUGGCACUCGAAGUAUAAAUGUGCCCUCUAAAUAUUAUCCCGACUCCCACUGGGAGGGCACUCUUCUUUAUUGAAUAAUUUCAUGUCUUCAACACAUGUAUCAAAUGUUUUGCUGUGCCCUGUCUGGAGUAAUCAGUCGCUCCAACCUUGUCAUGUGGCAAGUCCUUCAGACCUGGAGCUAGACUGAACGUUCUGACAAAACCCUGGUGUCGUCCUUGACCUUGAGGUAAAUGUUCCAUUUUAUUUAUUCAUUGUACAGGAUGUAGGCAUCCCCAGCAAGCCCUGUGUUUAUCACCGUCCCUGACUGCCACUGAGAAGGUGGGGGUGAGCUGCCCCUUGAACCGCUGCAGUCCUGUUGACGGUGGUCCCACAGUGCUGUUGGGGAGGGGCUUCCAGGGUUUAGAUGAUGAAACUGUGUACAGGCAACUCUGUGUUACGGGGGCACAGGGCUUGUGUUCCGAGAAAUCUGUCCGUAUCACCAUCUUCCAUAACGCGAAGCUGCAUCAUUUAGGCAGUCAUCAAGAAUUGUGAGCUGAAAAAGAGGAGAGAAAAGAGAGUACGGAUGCCAGAAUCCGGAGCAGAGUGUGAGCUGCUGUAGGAACUGUCGGUCGGGCAGCAUCUGUGGAGGGCGAGGGAAUUGUCCACGUUUUGAGCUGUGAUGAAGGGUCUCAAUCUGAAGUGUCGACUGUCCAUUUCCCUCAACAGAUGCUGCCUGACCGCUGAGUUCCUCCAGCAGCUUGUUUUUCGCAGUUUAAAAAAAAUAAAUUUUGUAUGGAUUUCUUUUUCACAUAAAU
Messenger RNA from Pristis pectinata (smalltooth sawfish), 3787 nucleotides. It is a transcript of the gene rrp8, whose product is annotated as ribosomal RNA processing 8. The coding region runs from base 68 to 1432 and encodes 454 amino acids. Gene Ontology annotation, molecular function: methyltransferase activity. Lineage: Eukaryota; Metazoa; Chordata; Chondrichthyes; Rhinopristiformes; Pristidae. The transcript has 7 exons. Gene Ontology annotation, cellular component: chromatin silencing complex; rDNA heterochromatin; nucleolus. Gene Ontology annotation, biological process: regulation of transcription by glucose; cellular response to glucose starvation; rDNA heterochromatin formation. The record is from RefSeq and is a predicted model, not a curated record.